Molecule: messenger RNA, 510 nt
Organism: Camellia sinensis
Lineage: Eukaryota; Viridiplantae; Streptophyta; Magnoliopsida; Ericales; Theaceae
Source: RefSeq, a predicted model, not a curated record
AUGGUGAGAAAUUUUGGAUUUGGUGUCAAAUGGAUUAGGUGGAUGAAAGCUUGUAUCUCUACAACUAUGGUGUCAGUUCUUGUCAAUGGUGCACCUAUAGAGGAGUUCCAGCCACAAAAGGGGUUAAGGCAAGGAGAUCCCCUUUCUCUAUUCUUGUUCAUUAUUGCUGCAGAAGGGCUUAAUUUGCUACUUGCUAGGGCUAAAGUACUGGGUUUAUGUAGGGGUUCUACUGUUGGUUCCAAUGACGUGAGUGUUUCGCAUCUCCAAUUUGCUAAUGAUACUAUUAUAUUCCGUGAAGGGGAUAUUGAGGAUAUUUCGAAUAUUAAGAGGGCGUUGAGAUGUUUUGAAGUGAUGUCUGGGUUAAGAAUUAAUUAUCAUAAAAGCAUAGUGUGUGGUGUGGGCUUCCAAGAAGAUCAAUCUAAGGAGUUUGCUAGGGUUUUGAAUUGCUUAACUAAGAAAUUACCUUUUUCUUUCCUUGGUCUCCCUUUAGGGGCUAAUCCUAGGAAAUAG